AGGAGAUUCGCCCAGCCCAAUUCGCUGCAUUAGUCGAACACUCCAUCCGUGGCCGUCCGCCUUGCGCUGCUCUCCUCGCCAACUUCUAUUAUCGUGAACGUUCGGAUCGGACAGCGAGCAGAUCAGAAGAGAAUUGUUGCCGGCCGGUUUUUUGGGAGAGAGGACUAGGAAGCUGGCAGGAAUACGGACUUUCGUUUUCCACGCGUUACCAUCAUGGAGAGCGGCUACGAUUCCGACGUCGGAUCGGAUAAUAAUGGCGGACCCGACUCGGAAGCGCCAGAAGCGCUCGCCUCAGGCUUUCCAUUAGGGCUUGAGCCGGUUGACCUGGGUACGGAGGCUAAAGGUGGAACAGCAGGGAUUGCGAAGGGCGAGUCGGGAGUCCGGGAGAGGACGCUGCUAGCGUUGAAGGAAGCGCUGAAGCGUGAAGGGGAUGACAUCAUCGAGAGUCGCCUGCGCCCCGUGGUGUCGAUGCUGGAGCAGGCGCACCGCUCCUACCGCGCGCUGCACGCGCGCUACGAGAGGCAGCGCGCGGAGCACGAGCGCCUGCGCGGGUACGCGCGCGUGCAGGAGGUGCGCGUGCUGGCGCUGGGGGAGGAGCUGGACGCGCUCGAGGUGCGCAUGAAGAGAGACGGCCCCACGGCGGCGCUUGAUUGGCUGCGAUCGCGGGAGAGGAGCCGGAAAGCAGCCAUUGAGGACGACGACUCUAAAGAACAACUUGUUCCUACUGCGAAGACCGAAGACGCCUAUGCUGCUGCCGCGGUAGGGGCAACGGCGGGGGUCAGUACGACUAGCAGUGCUACUAGUGACUCGACCAGUGGUGGAAACGUGCUUGAUCCUGGCGUUGAAUCCACGGCGAAUGACUCCGUCGGAUCCGUUGAACGCGGUGGGCCCACCACAGCGGUGAGCGACGAGUGGGAGUUGGUGUGGGAGGACGCGAUAGAGGCAAUGAGCAGGAGAGAGCGAGACAGCUUGCUUCCACACGCCCAUCGUGUAACGACUAGGAGAACCGACCGUGGGUCGUUCGCAGCGGCCUCGGAGCCCGCCGACGCUGCUGGCAGUUCCUCACCCACUCCGAGUAGCAACCACGGUGCCGCUGCCAGCAUCGUGCUGGAAGAACAGCCGCCUCUCCCCACGGCCCGUGCCACUGCCGCUGCUCCGUUCUGUCAGACGGGUGCGCAAGAGCAGGCGGGAGGAGCGGUGCCCGAGGGGCCGCAGGCAGCGACUAGGGGGUUCGAGGGCAAGGAGGAGGCAGGUGGAACAGGAGGGCUGCCAGAGGGGCUCCAGAUAGAGAGUAAGGGGUUAACAGAAGGAGAGCAAGGAGGAAGAGAGUCAGGUAUAACAGGAGGGCUGCCAGAGGGCGCGUCAGUGGAGGAGAGUCCUGAAACGAAGACGCAAGGCAAUGAGAAGCGGGCCGGGGCGGAGGGAACGGGGGAGUUUAUUGGGGAGGAGGAGGCGAAGAAGGGCCCUUUUGGGGAGGAGGAGGCGAAGAAGGGCCCUUUUGGGGAGGAGGUGAGACGUUCGUCUGGUGAUCAGCUGUGGCCUGCUGAGCGUGAGGCGGUAGUGGCGGCAGAAGCGAGAGGCAGCGGGGAUUCCACCGUGGAGGGAGGAACAGUCGUGGAGGGAGGAACAGUCUCGGCCACGCAGGCCAAAUGGGAGGCACUCACUGCCAAGGCGGCGGCAGAGGGUAGCAAAGCGGACGAUGCGCUCAAGAGUCCGGGCCACGCGGCACGCAGCAGCAGCAGCCGGGGGUCGGGUCGCGGUGAGCGGCACAGCCGGCGGCCGAGCGUGGUGGAGAUAGAGGAGGUCAUCGAGCCCCUGCCUGGCUCCCCUGAUGCCUCUGCCUCUGCUGCUGCUGCUGGUGCUGCUGGUAAAGCGGAAGGAGGGACGAUUGGCGAUGCGGGGAAGGAGGCAUGGCGAGGAUUCCAGGGAGCAGCAAGUCCGUUCAGCUCCCCUCUAUCCACUGCUGGCAGCAGCGCCAGCAUGGAGGUGAAUGAGGGAUCUCCUGGGCCUUACGGGCGGUCUGGGCCAUCUGUGGCGUCCGUGGCGUCUGUGGCGUCUGUGGCAUCAUCGCCGGGUCUUUCACUGUCUACCCCUGGCGCGUCUCUCCUUCCUGGCAACUCGAGUCCCUUACCCACUCCAGGCCGCCCUCUCCAUGCAGCCCGAGGCAGCCCCUGCUCCUCCCAGCAGUGGCAUGGAGCUGGGGGCAUGAAGUGGGAGAGACUUCCUGAGCGGUCUGAGCUUCCUGAGGGCUUCUCUGAGGGCUUUUCUGAGCGCCCUGAGCGCUCUGAACGUCCUGGGCUGGACAAGAGAGCAACUUCAGACCUUGCGAUGCAUGAAGGGGGUGGUUUGGAGUGGGGUACGGGCAGUGAGUUGACGAGGAGGGCGACGGCGGGUGAGGCUGGCUUGUGGGCCUGUCGCAGUGUGGGGGAGAAGGGUGGUGGCAGUGGCACGGAGGGAGAUGCGAGCUAUGGUGCUGCGGAUAAUGGUGGUGAUAGUGGUGGAAUUGCUGAGAGGGAUCCUCCCCCACAAGGCUUUCUUGGUCGGGUGGUGGGCGUGCUGAGGGAGGAGGCGGCAAAGAACGUGGACAGGAUCAGCGAGAAAGGGAUCAUGGCCAUUCCUGGAGCAACGGGGGGGUUUUACUAUGGCCUGGUACGACGAUCUCUCGGGGGCUCAUAGGCUUGCCAUGGGGAAUGCUCCCCUCGAUUGAUUUUAAGAAAUGUUGCCAGGUGUUUGACAUGAGAAGUUGGAAGUGAGACGAGUAGAAUCAAAGCAACCUGUUCUAGUUGUCUAACUUGUACAGCUUAAAGCCGUUGACCCAAAUUGCAGAAAUUUUGUUUCAAGUUUAUUAAUCUUGAAACUGCCCUUCUGGUAACCCAGUUCCGCAAAACGAGAGGGAAAACUAAGA
Molecule: messenger RNA, 2905 nt
Organism: Closterium sp. NIES-67
Lineage: Eukaryota; Viridiplantae; Streptophyta; Zygnematophyceae; Desmidiales; Closteriaceae
Source: the annotation of a GenBank genome assembly